Molecule: messenger RNA, 2494 nt
Organism: Aethina tumida (small hive beetle)
Lineage: Eukaryota; Metazoa; Arthropoda; Insecta; Coleoptera; Nitidulidae
Product: solute carrier family 2, facilitated glucose transporter member 3
Exons: 7
Coding region: 166-1791 (541 amino acids)
Biological process (GO): monosaccharide transmembrane transport
Cellular component (GO): membrane
Molecular function (GO): hexose transmembrane transporter activity
Source: RefSeq, a predicted model, not a curated record
AGAAAGAAAUCAUCUCCGUAAAACUUUGUGCAGCAUUUCUCUAAGAAACUUUUCUUUUUUUUUGAGCGUGUUCAGUCGACGGUGAUGACGAGCUCGUAGACCCCCCAAUUGGAAACGCUGAGCAAUAUAAAGAGGGUCCGUUUUUCUGUGUCUGUGCCGUCCGAGAUGGAUCACGAUGACGACGAUGGGGUUGGAUACGUGGCCGAAAGUCACUAUCUCAAGAGUCCGACGAUAGCGGAACAACAGGCCAUGUCUUUGCUGACGAUACCCAGCCAUGAGGGACGGGAGAGCAGCAUCUCGUCCAACGUCAGUGAUCUCGAUGUGCCAAUCUACUCGUCGGAAAAUCUCACCACGAGGCCUAGGAAACCCGUGCAUUCGGGAUUCAAUGGGAAACUUGCAUUUGCCAUUGCUGCUUCAGCGUUGGGCUCUUCCUUCCAACAUGGUUACAACACCGGUGUACUCAACAAUCCACAAACUGUUAUUGAAUCAUGGAUCAGCGAGGUACGAGAAAAUCGUACCGGACACGUACCGGACAAAGCUGAGGUCACCAUGGUGUUCUCCAGUAUGGUCUCAGUAUUUUGUAUCGGAGGCAUGAUUGGAGGAGCUAUCACAGGCUUCGUCGCUGACCGAUUUGGCCGUAAGGGUGGUUUACUGUUAAACAACAUCCUGGUGAUCCUUGCAGUCUUCUGCGAGUGCAUUGCCAAGUCCGUCUCAUCCUACGAACUGAUCAUUCUCGGCCGGUUUCUCAUCGGUGUGAAUUCAGGUCUGAACGCAGGAUUGGCGCCAAUGUACCUCGGCGAAAUAUCGCCAAUCAAUCUUAGAGGUGCUGUGGGUACUGUUUACCAGUUGGUCAUCACUAUUUCCAUAUUGGUUGCUCAAGUUCUUGGUCUCGAACAAGUCUUCGGUAACACAAACUUAUGGCCUACUCUUUUGGCCAUGACCAUUGUGCCGGCCAUAUUCCAAAUGUGCACCUUGCCUCUGUGUCCGGAAUCACCGAAAUACCUUCUCGUAACCAAAGGAAAGGAAUUGGAAGCUCAAAAAUCACUAUCUUGGCUUAGAGGCACGUUGGCCGUCCAUGAAGAAAUGGACGGAAUGAGAGCCGAGGCUGAAGCAUUAAAACUGGUACCGAAGGUCACCAUGAGAGAAUUGGUUACAAACAGCGCACUCAGAAUUCCCAUGAUCAUAUCACUGACUGUCAUGAUUGCCCAACAACUCAGCGGCAUCAACGCCGUCAUGUUCUUCUCAAGUAAAAUCUUCGAGAUGGCUGAUCUGAAACCGCCAAAUACCACCUACGCCACCCUGGGAACUGGAGCCAUCAACGUCUUCAUGACUGUCGUGUCCCUUGUACUUGUUGAGAGAGCUGGAAGAAAAACAUUGCUUUUAGUUGGUUUCGGUGGUAUGGUGGUCGACACUUUCCUUCUCUUCUUGGGACUGUUGUUUGCGGCAACAUCUAAAACAGCCAGUGUUUUGUGCAUCGUCUUUGUUCUGGUGUAUGUCAUUAUGUUCGCUAUUGGACCCGGUUCAAUCCCGUGGUUCUUGGUCUCCGAAUUGUUCAACCAAGCCGCAAGGCCAACUGCUACCUCAUUAGCUGUCUCCAUCAACUGGACUGCCAACUUCUUGGUUGGAUUAGCUUUCUUACCACUUCAGGAUGCACUUGGAGCUUACGUAUUUGUUAUCUUCGUCAUUCUCCAAUUGCUGUUCGUGAUCUUCAUCUACCUGAAAGUACCAGAGACCAAGAACAAAACGCUCGAAGAAAUAUCUGCCAUGUUCAGACAACAAUCCUACCAAUAAAAACUUGCCAAUGAAGUAUUUUAAGAAUAUGGCUGGAAACUAUAUACUCUCUGUAAAUAAUAUUGCGACUGAGGUAAACAUGUAUUGUUAGAGAACUAUUUUUUGAAAACCUUCGUUGAAUGUUCGAUUAUUGUAUUAUAUCUGAUAAAUAUCAAAUGCCUGAGAGUGUUGGUACGAAAGAGUCUAUUUAUUUAGCGAAUUUGAAUAUUUUGUGAUAUAAUAGACAUAUUUUAAUUUAUUUUUAAAGACAUUUAAUUUAUUCAAAAACUUUUUAGAUCUGGACGGUCGAAUAUAUCAAUUGUGUGAUGAAUAUCAGGCUUUUAUGUUUUGUUCCUAAUGUAGUUAGUGAAUUGGAAAUCAAACAAAAUUUUGAGUCAAAUCUCAUUGUAUUAUAUUUAUUUAGGAAAAUUGCUGGAUUUUAAAAAAUUGUUAAUGUAUUUAUUGUUAUUUAUUUUUUAUUUACUGAACAUAUAAAUAAGCGACAAAAAGGAAAAUCUAAGUGUUCUAUGUGAAAUUCAUGAAACCAAAAAUGCUUUUAAAUAAAUUUUACAUUUUAAAGGGAUUUUUGAAUUUCAUUUGAUAUUAGCUAAUAUAACUGUAUAUUUUAAAUACAAUCAUUUGUACAAACUAAGUAAGCAAUUAUUUUCUGAACUAGUCUUCAAUAAUACAAUAAAACUGCAAAUAAAUCAUUUUGUUUUGGUCA